GCUGAAACUGCGCAAAGGAAGGGGAUUAUUGUGAUUGCAGAUGAAGUUUAUCGACACAUUGUUUUUGAAAGUCAAGAAUUUAUACCAAUGGGGAUUUUUGGAUCUCUAACUCCCAUCCUGACCGUUGGAUCACUCUCCAAGAGAUGGCUCAUCCCGGGCUGGCGUGUCGGUUGGAUCGCGGCUUCCGAUCCCAACCGACUCCUUAGUACAUCGGGGAUCAUUGAAUCCAUUCAAAAAUAUCUAUGUAUGACAUCUAGCCCUGCAACCCUAAUUCAGGGAGCGAUUCCAGAGAUCUUCGAGCGGACACCGACCGAUUUCUUUGACAAAAUUGUUGUCACUCUUAGAGAAUCUGCAGAGAAAUGCUACCGACUUACCAAUGAAAUCCCAUGCAUAACUUGUCCCACCAAACCUCAAGGAUGCAUGUUUGUCAUGAUAAAAUUGAAUGUGGCUAUGUUGGAAGGGAUUGUAGAUGAAUUGGAUUUUUGUUGCAAACUUGCUAAGGAGGAAUCCGUCAUACUUCUCCCAGGGAUUGGCGUAGGGCUGAAGGGUUGGAUGCGAGUAACAUUUGCCAUUGAGCCUUCAUACAUAGAUGAUGCAUUUGGAAGAAUCAAAGCUUUUUACCUGAGGCACGCGAAGAAAUCAUACAGUAAUGGCUCUUCAUUUACCUCGUAGUCGUGGUAACUCGAAUCUCUGACCCAGAAAGAGAGUCAAUUCAUCCUAUUGUGUGUUGUGUGUUUGAUCUUGCAGGGUUUGAGUCAUUUAAAUUCUUCUACAUUUUACAAAUCAUUUUGUAUUUUGCUUUGAUUUUCAUCAAGUGUGACGUGAACAUGUAGUAAAGUUUGUGUUGUGCUAAAGUAUUGUGAUUUAUAAUUUAUUUUUCGAUUUC
This is a messenger RNA of Salvia hispanica, 886 nucleotides long. Lineage: Eukaryota; Viridiplantae; Streptophyta; Magnoliopsida; Lamiales; Lamiaceae. The record is from RefSeq and is a predicted model, not a curated record.